AUGAUUUAAAGCUUUUAAAAAUUUUAUUAACUUUUAAGUGAGGAACAAAAUUCAAGUAAUUUGAAGAACUCGAUAGAUUGCUUUUCUUAUCAAAAGUCUUUGUCCUUUAAGAUUGGCUAUCAAAAGAAAAUAGGAGUGCACGGGUCUAAAAUAAUAUCAGAUGGUUUGCAGCUUUUUACUAGUUUAGAAGAUUUAAGUAUAGAUUUAAAGAGUGGAAAUCAAAUUUAUUCAGAAGGCAUGGAAUUUAUAGCUAAAAGUUUUCUUUAUUUAUAAAAGCUUAAAAGACUUCAUAUAUCAAUAGAAUUUAACUUUAUAAGAGAAGAAGGAGCAAUCGAAUUAGGAAAGGGAUUAGCUCAUUUAAGUAAUUUAGUAGAUUUAUCAGUGAUAAUUAGAAGCUUUAACAAUAUUAAGUCAAGUGGAGCAAUAGGUUUGGGAUUUGGAUUAAAAAAUUUACUCAAUUUAACAAAAUUGUAAGUAAUUAUUGAAUAUAAUGAAAUUGGAUAAGAAGGUUCUAAAUCCUUGUUAGAAAGUAUUAGCAAACUUUACAAUUUAAUUUAACUUCAUAUUUAGAUAGGAAAUGAUAAUUACAUAUUUAUACAAGGAGCUUUAGCUUUAGGAAAUUGUUUUUUAAGCUUAAAAAAGCUUGAAAUUUUAGAGUGCAUAAUAUGUGAUAAUAAUAUAUAAUCCAAAGGAGCUUAAGGCAUAGCAAAAGGUAUAAAAGAGAAUGGAAUUUUGAAAAAAUUAAAACUUGUUCUAGAAUCCAACAAUAUUCUUAACUAAGGAUUUUAAUCAAUAUGUGAAGGAAUAAAGUAUAACAAGUAGCUAACUUAGCUUUAAAUUAAGAUAGGAUAUUCUAAUUAAAUUAAUUUUAGCUAAAUAACUUAUCUAGGAUAGUGCUUAGAAGGUCUAUUAUUUAUUAAAAUUUUGGAUAUUGAUCUUAUUUUUGAUGAUGAAGAAGAAGAGAAUAUCAACUAAGAUAAUGGAAGAAUUUAAGCAUUAAAUUAAUUUAUUGAUCUCAUCAAAAAUAUAAAAUAAUUGUAUUUUUUCAAAUUCAAUCUUUAAUUCAAAAAAUAAAUAGCACCUAGAAUUAUGAGAAAGUUGUAAAGGGUAGUUAUAUUUAAAUGA
Messenger RNA from Tetrahymena thermophila SB210, 1125 nucleotides. Its product is annotated as kinase domain protein. NCBI's taxonomy places the organism in Eukaryota, Ciliophora, Oligohymenophorea, Hymenostomatida, Tetrahymenidae. The transcript has a single exon. The record is from RefSeq and is a predicted model, not a curated record.